UCGACACGCACCUCCAGCUUGGAACGAUACCAGCCGGCUGAGGAGGCAUUUCAGCACCAAGGACAGGCCGACCAGACUGGCUCCUCCAACCGAACCGGCGCACGCAAACUCUGUGUCCGGUAGAUCACGAGAUCCCCGGUCCUGCGGUGCAUGACUGCGUCUUUCAGAGGCGGUCCCGAAAGCAGGUCUCUUCGUAUUUACCUCCUUACCAGACCAACUUGGACUAUGUGCCUCUGAGGGAGAGAGAGAGCUGAUCUGAAUUGCGCUUAAAGAAGAUUCCAAUAUGUCAAGCACUCAGAGAGACAAUGGCUCUGCAAACUCCACAGAAGCCAAGAAAACAGACCCCAGAUUCAACGAGAAAAAAUGCUCAUGGGCUUCUUACAUGACAAACUCUCCAACGGUGAUCGUGAUGAUCGGAUUGCCCGCUAGAGGAAAGACCUACAUCUCCAAGAAACUCACACGUUACCUCAAUUGGAUAGGAGUCCCAACCAAAGUGUUUAACUUGGGCGUAUACCGCAGAGAGGCUGUCAGAGCUUAUAAGUCCUAUGAUUUCUUCCGCCACGACAAUGAAGAAGCCAUGAAAAUAAGGAAGCAGUGUGCUCUGGUAGCGCUGCAAGAUGUGAAGGCGUACUUGACAGAGGAGGGAGGUCAGAUUGCUGUUUUUGAUGCAACAAACACAACAAGAGAACGACGAGACCUUAUUCAAGAUUUUGUGAAGGAGAAUGCUUUUAAGGUGUUCUUUGUGGAGUCGGUGUGUGAUGACCCCGAAGUCAUUGCUGCUAAUAUCCUGGAAGUGAAGGUUUCGAGUCCAGACUACCCUGAGAGACACAGAGAGAGAGUUAUGGAUGACUUCCUGAAGCGGAUUGAGUGCUACAAGGUCACUUACCAACCUUUAGAUCCUGAUGACUAUGACAAGGACCUUUCUUUUAUCAAGGUUAUAAACGUGGGCCAGCGUUUUCUGGUGAACCGGGUGCAGGACUACAUCCAGAGCAAGAUCGUCUACUACCUCAUGAACAUCCAUGUGCACUCUCACUCCAUCUACCUGUGUCGACACGGAGAGAGCAAACACAAUGUUGAAGGACGCAUCGGAGGAGAUUCUGAACUUUCCCCUCGUGGGAAACAGUUCGCCCACGCUCUGCGUGGUUUCAUUGAUGAACACAAGCUGUCAGAUUUGAAGGUGUGGACGAGCCAACUGAGAAGGACGAUCCAGACAGCGGAAGAGCUUGGCGUGCCUUAUGAACAGUGGAAAAUCCUCAAUGAGAUUGAUGCUGGUGUUUGUGAGGAGAUGACCUACGAGAUGAUCCAGGAGACAUUCCCAGAGGAGUUUGCAUUGAGGGAUCAAGACAAAUAUCAUUAUCGCUACCCAGGAGGAGAGUCCUACCAAGAUCUGGUUCAGCGCUUGGAGCCGGUUAUUAUGGAAUUAGAGAGACAAGGCAAUGUGCUGGUCAUCUGCCAUCAGGCUGUGAUGCGCUGUCUCCUGGCUUACUUCUUGGACAAGGGUGCAGAGGAUCUUCCGUACAUGAAAUGUCCACUGCACACAAUUCUCAAGCUCACCCCUGUUGCAUACGGUUGUAAAGUGGAAAUGUUUUAUCUGAAUGUGGAGGCAGUAAACACGCACCGAGACCGGCCUCUUGGUAAAAUCCCGAAGGACUCUACUCUCAUACAUCGCCGGAAUAGUUACACUCCCCUGUCCAGUCAUGACCAGGUCAAGCGGCCCAGGCUCUACAGCGCAGGCAACCAGCCCUGGCUACCGCUUGCCCCCACCCCAUCCGCUUUGAUGCCAGAGGAACGGCAAAGCCAAACUCGGAUAGGAGGCAGCUGUCUGAGUCCCUGUGCGAAGGAAGCGACUUUGACAGCUCAGAAGAAACUAGUGGCUGUGUCCGCUUCUGAGUGAAGAUCACAUCUUCUUUCCUCUUUUACUCUUGCCACAGUGUGGACAACUUCUGAAUCCAGUCACGAGUCAAUCGAGUGUUUCUUUUGAAAAGCGGGCCGCUUCUGCAUGAGGUAACAUAGUUCUAGUUAUCUCAAGGUCUCCGUCUCGUCUCUGCAUGCCGAGGCUUUGAACAGGAAGCCUUAUCAUUGGUGUCAUAAAUACUUCUGCAUGCGCACAUAAAGAAACCAGUAAACGCACACAACAUACUAUAUCACAGGAAUGACAAAAAACUCAAUAUAAAUGCUGCAAUGCCUUACUGAACUUUAGAUAUACUGAUAGAAUUAGAUCCUCCAUAUGUCACUGAAUGUAAUAGGAAUAAGUUAUCCAUUGGAAUGAUGGAAAUCAAUUUACACAGUUAGAUUUAGAAAAAAUAGAUUCUGUUAUAUUUUCUAUGCAUAUCAAACACUAAUAUGCUAUAAAUAAACAAUCUAUAGUUGGGAAUCUUGUCAAAUUUGUUCCUAAGCCAUAAUUUAUGUCUUAAUUUGACAGAAUGUGCUAGUUAUGGUCUCUAGAAAAUAAAAGUAGUUUAUUUAGAUCUGCCUGUUCUGAAAGCAGUGAAAAUACACUAAAUUGCUGGAUUUACCAGCACUAUAUACCAGCAGUAGGUACCUUAUCUGUUAAGCAGGUGUUCACAUUCAAUCACAUUUAACACUACAACCUAAAUGUUUCUUUGUGUUUUUUUUUUCAUCAUACCGAUAUAUUCUGUAGAAGGAUUUUAUGUAGUAAAACUAAACAGCCAAACUUUAAGCUGUCUCCCUAUUUGUGUUCAUGUCAUUAUACUGGCUGUGAAUGUGUUUUAUUUGUUUUAUGCAAAUGUAUUUUGUUCCUGGAGCAAAUUUUUUAGAUUUUAUAUGAUAGAUCAAAGUUUUAGUUUAUGAUUCUGUAAUGUUUGUUGUUAAAUUGUUGUCCUGCUCAAAGCUGCCUACUGUGCCUUUUAAGCAGACAUUAAAAGUACAUUUUGA
Molecule: messenger RNA, 2895 nt
Organism: Pundamilia nyererei
Lineage: Eukaryota; Metazoa; Chordata; Actinopteri; Cichliformes; Cichlidae
Gene: pfkfb2b
Product: 6-phosphofructo-2-kinase/fructose-2,6-biphosphatase 2b
Exons: 17
Coding region: 284-1894 (536 amino acids)
Biological process (GO): fructose metabolic process; fructose 2,6-bisphosphate metabolic process
Cellular component (GO): cytosol
Molecular function (GO): ATP binding; fructose-2,6-bisphosphate 2-phosphatase activity; 6-phosphofructo-2-kinase activity
Source: RefSeq, a predicted model, not a curated record